Phragmites australis (common reed) is the source of this 1475-nucleotide messenger RNA. RefSeq lists its product as uncharacterized. Bases 131 to 1237 code for a protein of 368 amino acids. Gene Ontology annotation, molecular function: translation initiation factor activity; guanyl-nucleotide exchange factor activity. Lineage: Eukaryota; Viridiplantae; Streptophyta; Magnoliopsida; Poales; Poaceae. The transcript is spliced from 5 exons. Gene Ontology annotation, cellular component: eukaryotic translation initiation factor 2B complex. The record is from RefSeq and is a predicted model, not a curated record. Gene Ontology annotation, biological process: translational initiation.
ACCUCGGCACCAUGCUCUCUUCAGUGCAACAGACGACUGAGAUCAUUCCUCUCUUAUUAUUACUCGCGGAGUCACAGCUCCGUUCGUCUCCACUCUCCCCGCUUUCCUCUGACAUCUCCUUUCGCCCCCCAUGGAGCUCGACGCCGCCCAAAACCCUAACCCUAACCCCGAACCGGCGCCCAUCUCCGCCUACUACCAGACGCGCGCCGAGCACCAUGCUGUCGUCUCCAGCGACUGGCUCGCCCACGCCGCCGCCGCCGCCGCCUCCUCCCCCGAUGCCGAUGCAGCCGCCGGGGCGGCGGACGCGGCUGCUCCUCUCCCCUCCCCCGGGAGUGGCGGCGUGAUCGAGGAGUUCAACUUCUGGCGCCGCAAGCCCGAGGCCGCGGAGGCGGUGGCCGCCAUCAUGGCGCUCGCCGCUGUCAUCCGCUCCAGCAGGGCCACCACCAUGAUGGAGCUCGAGAUCGAGCUCAAGAAGGCCUCCGAUAAGCUCAAGUCAUGGGAUGCAACUUCCAUUUCUCUGUCUGCUGCUUGUGAUUUGUUCAUGAGGUUUGUAACAAGAACCUCACAUCUGGAACAUGAGAAGUUUGAUGCAGCAAAAUCACACCUGAUUGAGCGAGGAGAAAAGUUUGGAGAGAUAUCCUUAAAGGCUCGUAAGACAAUUGCAAUGCUCAGCCAGGAUUUCAUUUCAGAUGGAUGUACUAUUCUGGUACAUGGGUAUUCCAGAGUGGUAUUGGAAGUUCUAAAGCUUGCUGCAUCUAAUCGCAAGCUCUUCAGGGUACUAUGCACAGAGGGCAGGCCAGACAGAACUGGUUUACGAAUGUCAAAUGAACUUGCAGCAUUAGGCAUCCCUGUUAAGGUGCUAAUUGAUUCAGCUGUUGCUUAUUCCAUGGAUGAAGUUGACAUGGUAUUUGUUGGUGCUGAUGGGGUUGUUGAGAGUGGAGGAAUAAUCAAUAUGAUGGGCACUUAUCAGAUAGCUCUUGUGGCUCAUAGUAUGAACAAACCUAUUUACGUGGCUGCUGAAAGUUACAAGUUUGCUCGUCUAUACCCCUUGGACCAAAAGGACAUGACACCAGCUCACCGACCAAUAGAUUUUGGAGUCCCAGUACCUGCUGGUGUGGAAGUUGAGACGUCAGCAAGAGACUACACUCCUCCCCAAUAUCUCACGCUUCUACUGACCGACCUUGGUGUUUUGACACCAUCUGUUGUGAGCGAUGAGCUCAUCCAAUUGUAUCUAUGAUCGAUACAUUGUCUGUUGUUUCAGAUGAGAUGUAAUUUACUGCUUGUUGAAUCCAGGGAUUUUCCUGUCUUUUUUUUAGCAUACGACGGCUGUUUGGAAGAAUUCUCAGAACAGCUAUGCGAGAGAAGUUAACAGUUUUGUCGGAGCAUCUUUAUGUAGUUAGCAACUUUCUGGGGGUAUUUUGGUUGUCUGAUUUGACACCUGCCAUGGAUUUGAAUGAGUUCAAACUGACCUUGCG